Messenger RNA from Cornus florida, 2470 nucleotides. Its product is annotated as transcription factor MYC2. The record is from RefSeq and is a predicted model, not a curated record. Gene Ontology annotation, molecular function: protein dimerization activity; DNA-binding transcription factor activity; transcription cis-regulatory region binding. Bases 265 to 2235 code for a protein of 656 amino acids. Lineage: Eukaryota; Viridiplantae; Streptophyta; Magnoliopsida; Cornales; Cornaceae. Gene Ontology annotation, cellular component: nucleus. Gene Ontology annotation, biological process: regulation of DNA-templated transcription. The transcript has 2 exons.
AAUUUUCUCACCCCCAACAACACAUCACAAAGCUAUCAAAUAAUCUGAAAACCAAACUCCUCUCUCUCUCCUCCACCAUUCCCAAAUUCCCACCAGCCGCCUUCUCUCUCUCUCUCUCCUCCGACAACCCAGACACCGUCCACGUGUUCUCCCACCGGGAAAAACUACUUUCUACCAUCAAUCACUUCGGCACACACUGCCGUUUUCUCUCGCUAAAUUUUUUUCUCUCUCUCUAACCUGGAGCACCGGUGGCCUGUACAUGGAAUGACGGACUACCGGUUACCGGCUAUGAAUAUGUGGACGGACGACAACGCCUCCAUGAUGGAGGCCUUCAUGAGCUCGGAUCUCACCUCGUUUUGGCCUCCGCCGCCGUCCUCCGCCUCCACCUCCGCUGUCGUUGCUGACCCAUCUAAAGCUCCAAACCCACCAUCGCAGUCCACGGCGGUGUUCAACCAAGAGACCCUCCAGCAGCGCCUUCAGACCCUCAUCGAAGGCGCCCGAGAGAGCUGGACCUACGCUAUCUUCUGGCAGUCGUCGGUAGCCGAUUUCUCCGGUGCGUCGAUGCUGGGUUGGGGCGAUGGGUACUACAAAGGCGAAGAAGACAAGGCUAAGCGCAAAACGGCGCAAUCCUCGGCGGAGCAAGAGCACCGGAAAAAGGUCCUCCGGGAGCUGAAUUCACUGAUUUCCGGCAGCGCUGCUUCGACCGACGAUGCCAUCGACGAAGAAGUCACCGACACCGAGUGGUUCUUUCUGGUGUCAAUGACUCAGUCAUUUGUUAACGGAAGUGGGCUUCCAGGUCAGGCCUUCUUGAAUUCGUCUCCGAUUUGGGUCGCCGGAGCUGAGAGACUCGCGUGCUCGCCGUGCGAACGAGCGAGACAGGGACAAGUGUUUGGGUUGCAGACCAUCGUGUGUAUACCGUCGUCGAACGGAGUAGUCGAAUUGGGUUCCACGGAAUUGAUUCUUCAGUCAUCUGAGCUCAUGAACAAGGUGAGGGUUUUGUUCAAUUUCAAUAGCAUCGAAAUGGAUUCGUGGCCGAUUCCGCCGGAUCACGGCGAGACCGACCCAUCACUUUACAUCACUGACCCCUCGUCGUCUGGUGUUGAAAUCAGAAACUCUGAAAACCCAACACCGUCGACUACUCUCCCAUCUAACAAUCAUCAAUUGCCGAAGCAAAUCGUCUUUGAGAACCCUAACCCUAGUUCUAGUACUUUGACUGAAAACCCUAUUGCAAUUCAACAAACGCAAAUCCAAAACCAGAGUUUCUUUUCUAGAGAAUUGAAUUUCUCUGAAUAUGGGUUUGAUGGAAGUAGUGUUAGGAAUGGAAAUUCUCAUCCGUGUAAGCCCGAAACAGGUGAGAUAUUGAAUUUUGGAGAGAGUAAGAGGAGUUCUUGUAGAGCAAAUGGGAAUUUCUUUUCGGGUCAGUCACAAUUUGGGGGAACAGAGGACAUUAAGAAGAGGUCUCCGACCUCUCGGGGUAGUAAUGAGGAGGGUAUGCUCUCCUUCACUAACGGGGUGGUUUUGCCCUCCUCCGGCAUGGUGAAAUCGAGUGGUGGUGGUGUAGAUUCGGACCAUUCUGAUCUUGAGGCCUCAGUGGUUCGGGAAACAGAUAGUAGUAGAGUUGUGGAACCCGAAAAAAGGCCUAGAAAACGGGGUAGAAAACCGGCAAAUGGAAGGGAAGAGCCCUUGAAUCAUGUGGAAGCUGAGAGACAGAGAAGAGAGAAGCUCAACCAGAGGUUCUAUGCACUCCGGGCUGUGGUCCCAAAUGUGUCGAAAAUGGACAAAGCUUCACUUCUUGGAGAUGCCAUUGCAUACAUCAAUGAGCUCAAAUCGAAGCUUCAAACAGCAGAUUCGGAUAAAGAGGAAUUGAGGAGCCAAGUUGAGACCUUGAAGAAGGAUAUGGGUCGUAAGGAGACUCAAAAUCCAGCUCCACCACGACCACCUCCUGAUCAAGAGCUAAAAAUGUCCAACCAUGGAAGCAAUUCGAUAGACAUGGACAUCGAUGUGAAGAUUAUUGGUUGGGACGUGAUGAUUCGAAUACAAUGUAGUAAGGAAAACCACCCGGCUGCGAGGUUAAUGUCGGCUUUGAAGGAGCUAGACCUUGAUGUACACCAUGCUAGUGUGUCUGUGGUGAAUGAUUUGAUGAUCCAACAAGCCACAGUAAAGAUGGGGAGCCGAUUUUACACUCAAGAUCAGCUGAGGCAAGCCUUGUCGUCCAAAGUUGCCGAUACACAAUGAGCAAUAGUGUAGAUAGAGCUCGGCUAAAGCUUGUAGGACCACGGUUUCUUCAUCAUCAAUUGGUAAAAGGAGAUUAUUCAGUUUUGGUCCUAACUGUCAUAGCAUGGAGAGGAAGACUCCAGACAAACAUUGACUUGUUGUUCAAAUGUUUAGCACGUGUGCUUUUUUGAACUGGGAAAGGACGAAAAUUUUGAAGAAAUGACGAACAAUUUUGAUGGAUUCCAAUUUUUUUAAA